Anthostomella pinea is the source of this 1026-nucleotide messenger RNA. The record is from the annotation of a GenBank genome assembly. Lineage: Eukaryota; Fungi; Ascomycota; Sordariomycetes; Xylariales; Xylariaceae.
AUGGCUGAGCACCCGGGUUUCGAGAUCGGUCACUGCUCUUUAGCGGCAGAGUACGAGGACCUUCAGCAACUAGCAGGCGAGGACAGCUCUUCUAUGGGCGCAGACUUCAGUCUUCCCAACAAGAGUCUACAGUUCCCGUGGAGUCGCCCUGGAACACUGCAGAGGUACCUGACGGAUGGAGAUGACCCAUAUACUCCGGCCAAAGCCCACAUCGAGCGUCAUUUGGCACUCUCCUCAGCCCAGGAUGCACUGAAUUGGCUGUCCUCUGAGGCUUGUGUCUUACAACCUCCAUCAUGGUCGAAACCCAUGAAAAUCUAUUUUCACACUCCAUCGGGCCAUCAUAUGGGCUCGGCAACAUGUGGAGGACUCCUCAGCUACGAAGGUAGUUACUACUAUCUCACGGCGGCCCAUGCAGUCCACCCGGCAGGCUCUCACAGCCCUGAAAUCAAGUUACCUGAACCCCAAAGCGAUCCGUCGAGUGAUUCUGACGAUUUCGAAAUGACUGGCGUGGAGGACUGGGGCGACGAUACAGAUGAAAGCUCUGAGGCAUUGACUACGCUCACAAGCCCUGGAAGCAGGACGUCGUCCGAGGAUUCAGAAAACGAGGACAGCCAGCUGGGUAAAUCGGACUCGCUACGAUCAUCUGAAUUGAGCAUCCAGGAAGCCGGAUCUGAUCGGACGAUUAUGGAACCUACAUCAACGCCUCCGGUUGACUUCAUUGACGACACAGUGCCCGAUAUUUGUGAGCGUGUCGGGCGGGUGGCUGCUUUUCACCAAGAGCUGGACUUCGUCCUGGUUAAGAUGACGUCUGUCACGGCUGAGUUGGCAGACUCACACGAGUUCUUUCAGAAUGCGAUUGCUAUGGAGAGGCUGGUUACCGAUUAUCCGGCUUCUAUGAUCGAGGACGACUUGAGCGACACUUCCAUCAUGGUCAAAACAACCCACCAGCCCGAGAUAAUAGGCCAUCGAUCUCAAACGCCGGUAUAUACCAGAUUACCGGGAACCGAGAGCUUUCAGCUACUUUAA